AUGGCACAGUUUCACUGUCGAUGGUAUAACUUGGUGAUCUGCCUGUGCAGCCCGUGCAUCUGCCUGCUCCUGUUCUUCAUCUACGCCUGUGUCAUGCUGAGUAUCAAAAUGACAAACACCAGUGUCUAUGUGAGCCAACUAGGACCUCACUUUGUGGCCUCCGGAACUUUCAGGAACGUCAGCUUUGCCCCGAUGCCUAGAACUUUCUGGGAGCAACCCUCGCAAGUCAAAGCCCUCUGGAACCAUCUGCAGCUGGUCAGCGAGCGCAGAUACAACCCCAUCCUGCGUCCCAACAUCAGCAAGUUGAGGUUCGACAGUGAGUCCCUGCUGUGGGAAGGUUACUCUGAAUAUACAGAUUUGGAGAAUGGGACAUCAAACUUUGACGCGCAACCACAGCGCAUGAAAGACUUUGUGAGCCACAUGCAACAGAGGGAUUUCCCGAUCCUGAUACAGCCAGAUGGAAUAUGUGGCGCUGGGGCUAAAAACGAGAAGAAGCGCCCUCUUCUUCUCAUGGCCAUCAAGUCGUCAGAGUUCAACUUCAGGAACCGACAUGCCAUUCGACAGACGUGGGGCAGGGCGGGGUGGGUGGCAGGACACAGCAGGAACAGAAGCAGAGGAGAAGAAACUGGGGGGUAUGUCCGCAGGGUCUUCCUGCUCGGGAGAGAAAGCCCCGAGGUAUUGGGUGUAGAUGUAUCGGAGUUACUGCAGUCAGAGAGUAAACUGUAUGGAGACAUUCUGCAGUGGGACUUCAAGGACACAUUUUUCAACCUCACCCUGAAGGACGUGCUCUUCUGGAAAUGGUUCUCACAUGUCUGCGGCCCCAUUCACUUCGUCUUCAAGGGAGACGACGACGUCUUCGUCAACACCAUGAAUCUGAUAACCUAUCUGCAGGACCAGCUCCAGAAACCACAAUCACACAAGACGUUGAAAGAGUUCAUGGUCGGACAAGUCGUCAGCAUGGCAGUGCCCAUCCGAGAAAGCAACUCCAAGUACUUCAUCCCUGACAGCUUCUACACGGGCUUGUAUCCUUCGUACACAAGCGGGGGAGGGGUGGUGUACUCAGGCCUGCUGACCAGACGCCUACACCUGAUGGCCAAAAGGGUUCACCUGUUCCCCAUCGACGACGUUUACGUGGGUAUGUGUAUGGCCCGGCUCAACACCUCCCCGAUCAACCACCCUGCCUUCUUAACGAUUGGCUUGCACGAAGACGAAAAGGAGCCUUGUUUCUAUCACAGGAUCUUAUUGGUCCACAAGAGAAGCCCCAUAGAGAUUGUGAACUUGUGGGCGUACAUGAAAAAGACACAGACAGAGUGUAGGGACGUGCCCUUGAAGGAAAUAGGCCAAGGACAAGGAACCUAA
Messenger RNA from Limanda limanda (common dab), 1359 nucleotides. Its product is annotated as N-acetyllactosaminide beta-1,3-N-acetylglucosaminyltransferase 2-like. The record is from RefSeq and is a predicted model, not a curated record. NCBI's taxonomy places the organism in Eukaryota, Metazoa, Chordata, Actinopteri, Pleuronectiformes, Pleuronectidae. The transcript has a single exon. Gene Ontology annotation, cellular component: membrane. Gene Ontology annotation, molecular function: hexosyltransferase activity. Bases 1 to 1359 code for a protein of 452 amino acids.